UCUUAUUAAACCCAAACAUUUUGAUGCCAUUUGGUUUGCUUAACACAACUUUACAUAGAAGAUGGAACAAAUGAAAUCCGAAUUUCUAGGUAAUUAUUCACAUAUUGUUAUACAUGCUCACUCACGUCUAUGCAAUAUUAUUAUCACUAAAUUGUGAAUUUGAAAACACGACCAAGAUGAUCAACAAAAAAUACCUCAAGAGCUUAACAAACAUAUUAUUUGAAAAUUUGAAUCUCCUCGAUUAUAACCGUGACAAACAAGAACAACAACUGAAGACAAAAGUGGGGAGUAAAUUAUGCGAAAAAGUCAAAAACUUUUGCCUCUUUGGGCCGUGAUUUCUGAUUUAUCAACGAAGAGAACAAAGUACAGCAUAACGAUAGCUGUCAGCUAAAUGAACGGCCGUGAUGAAAUACAACUGCGGCGGGUCGCUUCAUUUUUUUGCGGGAAAAUGUUCCAGCUUUCUCUCGCUUCGAAGUGCAUCAGUAAAAACCCCAUUCCCUGAAACCCUAAUUUUUAGAGGAAAUCGCACAAUGCCAAGUCCAUCUCUUGCUACGAAUUGAACCUUCACCCAGCAAACCACGUUUCGUUUUGUUAGAUGUUUGCGGUCUCGAGAAUGAAGGCUUUGUUUCCCCUUCAAAUUUCCCUCCCCGUGGCGCCGGCUUUCCCCAACGCUGCCGCCUUCUUCUCCGCAGCUCCCAAGUCGACCCUUUUCUUCAAUUUUCCCGCAGUUAUUCAGUUCCCUGCUUCUCCAUCUCUCAGACCCAUCAUGGGUUCAUCUGGGCCGGCGUAUUCUCGCGUUCAAAAUCGGAACUUUCGGCUGGCGGGAGCUGCGGGUGAUUCGACGGCGUCCUACCCCUCAGGCGAAAUCCACGUCAUCGUGGGUCCGAUGUUUGCCGGCAAGACCACCAGUCUCCUCCGACGAAUUCAGUCCGAGAGCGAAAAUGGCAGGUACGAUCCCCUGCUCCAUUCCGCCUAACCUUUUUCUGCUUCUUUUCAUUUCCCAUUGGUCUGUUUUGAUUGUUAUAUGUGGUUUGUGGAAUUUGGUGCAUUUUCAAGCGACUAUGUGGUUCGAUUGAUACGGGUUAGGUUCCGAGCAAUUUGUGUAUAUUUCAACUGUUUUGGAACCCAAUUAUAAAUAGCAGAAGUUCCCAGCUUUCAGGUUAGAAAUCUGCUCCAGUUGGAUAGAACUUUACAGGGACUUUGUUUCUCCGGGAGAUUGAAUGAAGCUGUGAGCCUCUUGUGGAGUACUGAAUCAGCCGUGGGUGAUCAAACCUAUUCGCUUAUGUUGCAAGAAUGUAUUCUCACGAGUAGGUAUAAGAUCGGGAGAAGAAUCCAUUCACAAAUGAUCAUUGUUGGCUAUCUUCCCACUGAAUAUCUCAAGACCAAGCUCUUGAUCCUCUAUGCAAAAUCCGGCGACUUAAGAACCUCACUCAAGUUCUUCGACUCCUUAAUUGAUAAAACUCUGAUCUCCUGGAAUGCCAUGAUCUCGGGAUGUGUACAGAACGGGUUCGAACAAGAGGGACUCAGUCUUUAUUCCGACAUGAGACGAAACGGCUUGACACCUGACCAAUACACGUUUUCUUCCCUGUUUAGAGCGUGUGGAACUCUUGCUUUGUUGGAGCUCGGGAAGCAAGCUCACAGCAUCCUGAUUAAGUGCAAGGUUAAAGAUAACGUGGUUGUCAGUAGUGCCCUUAUCGAUAUGUACUUCAAGUGCAGCGACCUAGCUGAUGGACAGAAGGUGUUCAAUGAAACUUCGAAUAGGAAUGUGGUGACCUGGACUUCUCUGAUCUCGGGGUAUGGCCAGCAUGGAAGAGUCGAAGAAGUUUUGGAAUUGUUUAGGAUGAUGAAGGAAGAAGGGUUUCAGCCAAAUUAUAUCACUUUCCUUGCUGUGUUAUCUGCUUGCAGUCAUGGAGGAUUGAUUGAUCAAGGCUGGGAUUACUUCUCAUCGAUGAAAGAUUAUGGGAUUGAGCCGAGAGGGAAGCACUAUGCUGCCAUGGUUGAUCUCUUGGGCCGGGCUGGCAAACUCCAAGAAGCUUAUGAUUUUGUUCUGAGCUCUCCACUUAAGGACCAUUCAGCUACUUGGGGUGCUUUGCUUGGUGCUUGUAGGAUUCAUGGAGAUAUGGAUUUUGCAUCGAUUGCAGCUAGAAAGUUCUUUGAGUUAGAACCGGGGAAUGCUGAUAAAUACGUGGUAUUGUCGAAUGCAUAUGCGAACCGUGGGUUCUGGGACCGUGUGAAAGAGAUAAGGGGGGUAAUGAAAGAGCUUGAUAUUAUGAAAGAGCCUGCUUAUAGCUGGAUUGAGAUUCAUGGGGAGGUCCAUUUGUUCUUAACUCGGGAUAAGUCCCAUAGAAAGUCAGAGGAGAUAGAGAGCUUGGUUCUCGAGAUGACGAGCGUUUUAAAGGAUGCUGUCUGUGAUUUGGAGAUCGACGAGCAUUAGAUCAUGAUAAAUUUGGAAGUUGAGU
Linum trigynum is the source of this 2459-nucleotide messenger RNA. The record is from the annotation of a GenBank genome assembly. NCBI's taxonomy places the organism in Eukaryota, Viridiplantae, Streptophyta, Magnoliopsida, Malpighiales, Linaceae.